Messenger RNA from Brettanomyces bruxellensis, 525 nucleotides. RefSeq lists its product as uncharacterized. The transcript has a single exon. Bases 1 to 525 code for a protein of 174 amino acids. The record is from RefSeq and is a predicted model, not a curated record. Lineage: Eukaryota; Fungi; Ascomycota; Pichiomycetes; Pichiales; Pichiaceae.
AUGACCGAAGAAAAACUCACUUAUGCAUCUGUAUCCUUGUCCAUACUUCGAGAUAUGCUCUCUCAAUAUACAGAAGAGAUAAUUACAAAAUCAGUAAUGAAGGAAAAACUUUUGGAAGAAAAGUAUGGUACAGUUACAGCACCAAAGUUUAUUGAUUCUAGAAACGAGGAAAAGUUUCCUAGAGCACCAUCAGAGGAAGCUACGCAUGGCUCACAAAGAAGGAAACAUCACAAUAGCCAUAACAACGGCAAUAGUUCGAGAUCCACAACACCCCAACCAGUGAAUCUUCAAAAGGAACCUGAUAUUGGAAGGUUUCAAUUUAAUCUUAAUGGAAAUGAUAUAUAUAAAAAUGCGUUUGAUCAUAACGGUCCGUUAAUGGGGGAGAAAGCUGCUCAGCUUGAGUCAAUGAAUGGCAAUGACAUAUAUUUCAGGUGCUCCAACUGUCAGCGAGAGAUUGCUGGUGUGCGGUUUGCUGCACAUAUUGAUAAAUGUUUGGGAGGACGUUUUCGUAAGAUCAAAGAUUAA